GGUUCCUCCCCCCUCCACCAUAAACCUGCCUCUUUCUGUGGAUGCUUCCUCCCCUCGCUCCUAGACAGAAAGCGUCCCUCUCACCCUCCUCUGUCGGCACGCAGGAAUCGAACACAACUGACGUCGUCGACGCUGCAUCGCCCGCAUCGUCCAAGCCGCCACUUCCCACUCGCCAGCAACAGAAGAAGCCACCCAGCGCGUCCCGGCCACCCCUGCCAGCAACUGCGAAACAGGGAGAGAGCGCUUCUCCGUCGACCAGUGCGCCAAGCGCAGCAGCAGCAGAAGCCGCGGUUGUCCCUCGGCAGCCCCGUAUCUCUGCGCUUCCGACGCGUGUACCUCUGUGCAAGGCAUUGGGUGGUGCGAGGCUGUCCAAUGCCCCACCGCAGAGGAAGCCCCGUCGAUCGGCAAGCCAGCCGCCCGCUGAGCCAUCCAUCAGCACAUCUCAGCCCGCUGGUGGUGAUGUGAGAGCAGCCGAUGUGCGGCGGAAGGAUGUCAUCCCUCGUCCAACGCGCCGGCCAACACUCGCCCCGAGGAGUGCCACGCCGGGCCCAUUCUCCCAGCGGACCGUGGCGGUGAAGGAGCCAAGGCAGAACCAAGUCGUGAGGAAGAAACGGGAUGCGAGCGUGGGGCCAAAGGUGCGUCCAUCUGCGGUGCGUUCGCCCUCCGUGCCGCCGGAGAGAGUGGAGGAGGGGCCGAAAAGGAGAGGGAGGGAGGCUGGGGAUGGGGGUGCGGGCGAAAAGGGCGGCGAUAGUGGUGUGUUCUCUUUGAGCGCUUUUGAGAUGGGUAGGCCGCUGGGCAAAGGGAGAUUUGGGUGUGUCUAUCUGGCCAGGCAUCGCCCGACGGGCCAGAUGGUCGCACUGAAGGUGAGCGGGCAGGAAGAGAAAGAGAAAGGGUGGGUGUACCGCGUGUGUGUCUGUCCAUGAGUGUGGAUGGAUGGAUGUGGUGUAGGUGAUGCAUCGCAGCAUGGUGUUGGGCGAGUCGUUUGUGCAUCAGAUCCGACGAGAGGUGGAGAUACAGGCACGCCUCAGGUACAUCUACACCUACACACAUGACCACAUUCUCCGCAUUUUUCUGUUUAGUGUGCAGACAUCCUCACGUGUUGCGUCUGCACGGUUUCUUCCGUGACCAGCAGAGGCUGUACCUAGUGCUGGAAUACGCCGCCAAGGGACCGCUCUUCAACAAACUCAAGUACACACAGACAAAGACAGACACUCCCAGCGCAUUCGUCCACCCCAUGGGAUGGAUGGAUGGAUUGCAGACAGCAGGGCAGGCUGAGUGAGGCGGAGACGGCCAAGGCAAGCGAGCCGCACCGAACUGAUCCCCAACACUUUCAUGGCGGUGUAUUGUGUGGUCUGGUGUGCGCAGUAUGCGGCCCAGCUGGCGCUCGGCCUGCAGUUCCUCCACUCGCGAGGCAUCCUGCACAGAGGUACACACCCGCACAUGACACACGAGGGGGGAAAACCGCGUGGAAAUCUGUCCGUUGUAUCGUCAGAUUUGAAGCCCGAGAACCUGCUCAUCACAGAAGAUGACACUCUCAAGAUAGCUGACUUCGGUCCGUGCUCCGUGCCACACACACACACACACACACACGGAGACGGACGCCUAACAGCCGGCCGGCGUGUAUGUGGUGUCUAUCAGGUUGGGCCGUGCUGGCGCCUCGCGAGAAGCGGCGCACUCUCUGCGGCACGGCUGACUGUAAGUGGACUGACUUCUGACACAGACAGACAAUGAAUGCGUGUGUGAUAUGCAUACGUAGAUUUAGCUCCUGAGGUGGUGGAGCGGCGGGCCUAUGAUACCAAGUAGAGUAGCCAGCCGAGACACACAUGACACCACAACGAUCUGGCCUACAUUGAGGCGUGGAAUACCAUGAUGAUCUGGAUGCGCGCACACAGGGUUGACGUGUGGUGUUUCGGCGUGACAGUGUAUGAGCUGCUGACGGGCGAGCCACCCUUCAAGAGCCACUCACAGGUACUAAAUGGAAUGUGUCUCAUUCCAUUCAUUCCUCAGCUUUAUCUCAUGUGUGUGUCUGUGUGUGUGUGUCAUGCAGGAGUCGAUGUAUGCGUUGAUCCGUCAGUGUUCCCUCCGGCUGCCGAGCGACCUGUCAGACGAUGUCAAGGACCUGCUCAGCAAGGCAACACAAACACACACAUGCAGAGCACAAAGCGCUGACAUGUGUGUGUGCACCAUGUGUGUGUGUUGUAUGGUUGGCGGCUGUGUGUCAGGUGUUGACUCAGCCGGUGAAUCGCAUUAGCAUCGACCAGGUGCUGGACCACCCCUGGAUCAGACGCGCCCUCCCGCCUGCCCAUCAACCCUCACCACCACCACCACCACGCCCCCCUCCCACACCAGCUCUCGAACCGGCACCUCACCCCGUUGUGCCGCCCAUUCAGCAGCGACUGCCCCCACAGCCCAGCAUGAUCACCAAGAAAAAGGGCGACACGGCAGAAGCGAGAGAUGGGAGUGGAGGGGGCGGGGGUGGGGAUGGUGUGACAGACGGUUAGUUGUGUCUGCCUGUGGAACGGAGGUGUGCGCGUGCAUUGUCAGUG
Vitrella brassicaformis is the source of this 2546-nucleotide messenger RNA. NCBI's taxonomy places the organism in Eukaryota, Vitrellaceae. The record is from the annotation of a GenBank genome assembly.